UCCACCUUGGUGACACGACAAUACGACUCUGAAGCCGAGAAGAAUGGUGUUAACAUUUCUGCCGCGAUGGUUGCUGGUGGCGACGAAGGCCAGUAACGAGGCUCUUGAGGAUCAAGCGACGUGGAGGACGAAAUCCCCGAUGGAAACGCAUGUAUGGAGGUAUGGCAGCAUUGCAAGAGCCCGAGACGGUCACUGGCUAGAGCAUCAUCCUACGAGAAAGAUGUCCUUCCGAGGAGACUCCACUCUCGGCGAUUUGCUAGAGACUAGGAAUUGGAUAUGCUUUAUUCUCCAUUGGGUUUAUAUAAGGGCAAAAAGUGCGGAGCUUUAUUUUCCUAGGGUUUAUGUCCAGAUAGAGCUAGCGAGAGAGAUGGGGUGUUCUUCCUGGCGCAAACACGGGGUCUUGGCGGUGGCCAUCCUUGGCGCCGCAACAGCAAUGGCGGCAGCAACAAUCUUCCUCGGCCGGUCCCUGACAGAUGCGGCGAAGUCGCUGUCGGAUACUGCGAGCUCCUUGAAGGAAUCGCUCGAUUCCUCCGCGAAAUCUUUCAAGGAAUCGUUCGAUUCUUCUGUGGCGUCGUUCGACCGUGGAGUGGCUGCUUUGGAUCGCGGCAUCGACACAAUCGGCGCGUUCAAGGUGCUCAAGAACGGGUGCACAGUCUCCUUAAAUCCAGUCGGCUUGGUUCCGAGGGAAGAUUAAUCUCGGCGAUCGGAUGAUCCAAAGCGCAGGAAAGCAGCGAGCUGGCAGCGAAGCGCGAUGGGUUUUUUCUCCUUUUUCUUUCCUUCUUUCUUUCGCUUCCUUUGACUGACACAUUUUGAGCGAGCAAUUGUAUAGGUUUUGCGAGCGUUUGUAUAGAUUUGCGAAGGAGAAUGUAACAAUUCUUUCGGACGUUCUAGUUUCCGAUCUCUUUGCUCUCCAGCAUGCAAGUUUAAGACCGGAGGGAACCUUCUCGAGCAG
Messenger RNA from Selaginella moellendorffii, 952 nucleotides. RefSeq lists its product as uncharacterized. The record is from RefSeq and is a predicted model, not a curated record. The coding region runs from base 44 to 694 and encodes 216 amino acids. The transcript is spliced from 4 exons. NCBI's taxonomy places the organism in Eukaryota, Viridiplantae, Streptophyta, Lycopodiopsida, Selaginellales, Selaginellaceae.